AUGGGUCGCGAAAUCGUUCGCGAAGAAUCUAUUAAAGUGCCUGAGAAACGCAAUAGGUUGUGGAAUUAUGAAGAUGUUCAUCAUGUGUUAAUUCAAAAUACGGCUUCGGAAGUUGUUGAAAGCAUAAUCCUUGACCUUUCAUUCUCAAAGCUAAAAGUGAAAAAUCCUGACUUCACGGAGGCAAAAAAUCUUGAGAAAGUAGUUUUUCGAAGAUGUACAAGUUUACUUGAGGUUCACCCAUCCAUUUCGUCUCUCGACAACCUGGUUCUUUUGGAUUUCGAAAAUUGCAGAAAUCUUAAGAUUUUUCCAAGUAGGAUUGGUAUGAAAUCUCUUAGAACCCUUAAACUUUCAUGGUACGGCAGCCUCAAUAAGUUUCUCGAAAUUUCAGGUUGCAGAAAAUUUGAGAAUCUUCCAAGCAGCAUCUCUCACAAGAAAUCUCUUCAAUGCCUUGAUGUUUUUGGAUGCUCGAAGCUUGAGAAGUUUCCAAAAAUUCCAGAGGUUAAGAAUAAGCUAUCUGGGCUCUAUUUGGGUCGCACCACAAUUAAGGAACUGCCUGCAUCAGUUUUAAAUCUCACCAAUCUGGUUACUCUGAGCCUGAAUGAUUGCAAAGAACUUGAGAGUCUUCCAAGCAGCAUUUGUCAAAUGAAAUCUCUUCAAUACCUUGAUAUUUCUAGAUGCUCAAAUCUUGAGAAGUUUCCAGAAAUUUCAAAGGUUAUGAAUAAGCUAUCUAAGCUUUAUUUAGGUGGCACUGCAAUUAAGGAACUGCCUCCGUCAGUUUUAAAUCUCAUCAAUCUUGUUACUUUGAAGUUGAAUGAUUGUAGAGAACUUGAGAGUCUUCCAAGCAGCAUUUGUCACAUGAAAUCUCUUCAAUACCUUGACGUUUCUGGAUGCUCAAACCUUGAGAAGUUUCUAGAAAAUUCAGAGGUUAUGAAUAAGCUAUAUGAGCUUUAUUUUGGUGGCAUUGCAAUUAAGGAACUGCCUGCGUCAGUUUUAAAUCUCACCAAUCUUGUUAGUCUAAGGCUGAAUGAUUGCAGAGAACUUGAGAGUCUUCCAAGUAGUAUUUGUCAAAUGAAAUCUCUUCAAUACCUUGAUAUUUCUGGAUGCUCAAAUCUUGAGAAGUUUCCAGAAAUUUCACAGGUUAUGAAUAUGCUAUCUGAGCUUUAUUUCGGUGGCACUGCAAUUAAGGAACUGCCUGCGUCAGUUUUAAAUCUCCUGAGUCCUGUUACUUUGAUGCUGAAUGAUUGCAGAGAACUUGAGAGUCUUCCAAGCAGAAUUUGUCAUAUGAAAUCUCUUCAAUACCUUUAUGUUUCUGGAUGCUCAAAUCUUGAGACGUUUUCGGAAAAUUCAGAGGUCUUGAAUAAACUAUCUGCAUAG
Messenger RNA from Pyrus x bretschneideri (Chinese white pear), 1374 nucleotides. RefSeq names its product disease resistance protein RPV1-like. The transcript is spliced from 4 exons. Bases 1 to 1374 code for a protein of 457 amino acids. Gene Ontology annotation, molecular function: protein binding. The record is from RefSeq and is a predicted model, not a curated record. NCBI's taxonomy places the organism in Eukaryota, Viridiplantae, Streptophyta, Magnoliopsida, Rosales, Rosaceae.